Messenger RNA from Galeopterus variegatus (Sunda flying lemur), 474 nucleotides. RefSeq names its product histone H2A type 4-like. The transcript has a single exon. NCBI's taxonomy places the organism in Eukaryota, Metazoa, Chordata, Mammalia, Dermoptera, Cynocephalidae. Gene Ontology annotation, cellular component: nucleosome. Gene Ontology annotation, molecular function: structural constituent of chromatin; DNA binding; protein heterodimerization activity. Bases 1 to 474 code for a protein of 157 amino acids. The record is from RefSeq and is a predicted model, not a curated record.
AUGGGGCUCCCGUGCUGCAGAGCGCCUUCAGCCCGUUGGUGGGUACAGCAUCCACGGCCCAGUGCCAAGGCCCCAGCGCGCGCUCUUCGCGGAGUAAAGCGCCGGCUCGCCGUGCCUUGCCGCCACAGUCCCCAGGCCCCUCCGGUCACUCCGGCGGCUGCAAGCAGAGUGACAAGGGGCUCGCGGCCACCUAGCGGCCGGGCUGCGGGAGCUGGCGCGAGACAAAAACAAGACGCGCAUCAGCCGCGCCACCUGCAGUUGGCCGUCCGCAGCGACGAGGAGCUCAACAAGUUGCUGGGCCGCAUGACCGUCGCGCAAGGCGGCGUCCUGCCCAACAUCCAGGCCGUGCUGCUCCCGAAGAAGACGGAGAGCCACCAGAAGGCCAAGGGCAAGUGCGGCCGGCCGCCUCCAGGGGCCCGCAGAGGGCACAAGUGCUCUUUUCAGAGCCAGCCAAAUAGGGAGAAGGGCUGCUGA